Messenger RNA from Theobroma cacao (cacao), 513 nucleotides. RefSeq names its product CLAVATA 3/ESR (CLE)-like protein. The record is from RefSeq and is a predicted model, not a curated record. Lineage: Eukaryota; Viridiplantae; Streptophyta; Magnoliopsida; Malvales; Malvaceae.
UCAUGCUUGUAAGAGCCUCCCCAACACCCCAAAGCAUGCAGCACAUGUUACCACCGCAUAAGAUGAGAGGACAAGUUCUAAUCUAUCUUCUACUAGUAUGGCUCUUGCUUGCAGUUUCUCAGCUCCAGGAAUCCCAAAUCAAUGUUCAAGCUAUUGAAUCAGUUCACUUCAAGCUCAGACCUAGAAGCCCCAUGCCUAAGCCACGUACUAGAAAUGCAUUACCUACCUGGGUUGAAACAAAGAAGAUUCAUAAAUCCCCAUCUGGACCCAACCCAGUAGGAAAUCACCGCCCACCGUCUAGGGAAUAAGUCAGCGGAUGCAACAGCCAGCAUAGGAAAUAGAAUGAGGGUAACAUGAUCUGGCUUGAAGGUCAGAUGUGCCAUGUAGACUUUGUGCUUGUACAAGAAUGAAAUUUACUUUUAAGAUUCAUGUCAGAAAGCAAGUAUUAUUGUACUAUUGUAUGCUCCUAUUUUCCACUAAAAUUUUUAGAUGAGUUAGCUCUGGCUUUACACA